Messenger RNA from Exophiala aquamarina CBS 119918, 918 nucleotides. RefSeq lists its product as uncharacterized. NCBI's taxonomy places the organism in Eukaryota, Fungi, Ascomycota, Eurotiomycetes, Chaetothyriales, Herpotrichiellaceae. The transcript has a single exon. Bases 1 to 918 code for a protein of 305 amino acids. The record is from RefSeq and is a predicted model, not a curated record.
AUGUCUGCGCAAACAGCAGUAACUCAAUAUGUUACGGCCGCCAACGGCUUCAAGUACGCAUAUCGACGCAUUGGCGACAAUGUUGGGGUUCCUCUCGUGAUGCACAUCCAUUACCGUGCCAACAUGGAUCUGUGGGACCCUCUAUUCAUCAACAGUCUGGUCAAGGCGAGACAAGUCAUCAUCUUUGACAACGCUGGAGUUGGUCGCAGCACCGGCGAAGUUGCGCUCACCUUUCAGGGGUGGGCCGACUCAGCAAUAUCGUUCCUUGAAGCUCUCCAGCUCAAAGAAUUCGACCUUCUAGGCUUUUCGAUGGGCGGUUACUGCGCUCAGAUGAUUGCGCUGACGGCUCCGCAUUUGGUCCGUCGACUGGUCCUGUGCGGCACGAGCGCCUCCAUACCUUCGGCCGACCACGUUCCAGGAGUCGUCUGGCCUCGAGAGAAUGCAUCAGGCCCAGCAAUUAAAGCGUUGAGCGAAUCUGAGACUCGGGAGGAAGGAAUCAGAUCCUUGGAAUUCUCCUUCUUUUACGACGAUGCCCGUGGUCGGGCUGCCUUCGACAGGUACUGGCGCAGAGUACUGGAAAGGACAGCAGAGCCUCUCAUCCUGGAUCUUUUGGACGCCAAGACCGGAGGUCAGCGACAACUGGAAGCAGCAUUUGAUUCAUUCAAGAUAAAUCCCAGGGCCUCUUUCGACAGACUCGGUGAGCUGAAGAUGCCAGUCUUGGUUGCCAACGGCGAUGACGACCAACUGAUUCCAUCAAGCCGCAGCUGGGAAUUGGCUAAGCAAAUCCCGAACGCCCAAUUGAUCAUCUACCCAAAGGCCGGGCACGGGUUUUUGUGGCAAUAUCCAACUUUGGUUGCGACACAUAUCAACCUGUUCCUUGAUGGAGGCGAGUACAGUGAUAUCUCGGCGCGGUUGUAG